AUGAAAAAUAAUACAGUGGACCAGAUAAUUCAGCUUUGCGAGCAGCUUGAUGUCCUGCUUUGUCUGAUCUGCGAGGCAGCUAUCAAACCCGAGGUCGAUAAGGUAGAGCACCACUACCGCAACUGCCACAAAACUGUUGGAGAGCAGCUACAGGCGGUAAUUGCAUUCGCAGCAUCGUUCUCGUCGUCGGGGUGGCGCCCCCGGACACUGCAGGAUCCAGCAGACGAGAACAUACAACUGCCACCAGAUGGAAGCGCGCCGAUCCCCGGGCUGAGGACAUAUAAGGGGUUUAGCUGUAGGGCCGGGGGCUGUCGCUUUCUGACCCGCAACAAGUCGAACUUUUCUACACACGAGACCCGCAACAGACACAGAACGCAGGUGGAAGGUAAGCGCGGACGGGAGUACGUAAUGCUUCAGUCACUGCGCAAAGCCCCGCAUGCAAGGUACUGGAUCGUCAACCCAGCGCGGGGCGCCGAAACCACCGACGCCGAUGGCGAUCCGGCCACUGAACGCGCUGACGAUGGCGUAACUGCUGGGGAUGCUCUACUACCGCAGACCGUCCGGGCAUGUGAGAAGGAUCUAAAGAAGGCAGAGACGGAACGGCAACGUCAGGUAGAGGCACCAGGCGGAGUCGACACCGAGUCGAGAUGGGUGCAGUUUAUGAAAUGGUCGGCGCACUUGCAGCAGAGGGACAAACCGACGCUGUACCAGGCGGGGCUAUCACCGGCUUCUGCCGCAGUCGAGCAGCGGAUGUGGCCCCGCGAGCGCCGUGAAGCGAACCAGAGGCUACGUGAGCUGACCGAGAGUUUCCGGCGCGAGCUUGGCCGUUGUAUGGAGAGGCUGGAUAGGGUGCCGGACGAAACGCUCGAGUGGCUCGGCAGCAUUGACCCGACCAAGCCGGUAUCGACCCCGUUCGGCCGAAAGCAGCAGUCAGAUACGAUGGACAGGUACAGUGCGUGCUGGCAGCGGUACUUGUGCUAUUGCGUCCGGAUUCAGGCGCUUGGGCGCGAUGGGGCCAAGGCAGAGCACGGUAUCCGAUUUACGGAAGAGCAGUGGAAUUCCCUGGCUGACAUCGUCCAGCGACUUGAUACUGUUGUCGACAAGAAGAAGAGGCAGGGGCAGCAGCAGGUCACGAAGGGCAGCAGAGAAGGGGAUAGAGGAGAGGGAGAAGAAGAAGAAGAAGAAGAAGAAGACCCCGAUAAGGAGGCACUUGAUGAGGCUGUCUUCGACUUCUGCAUCAAGUCGAUUAAGCAGAAGCUUGGGAAGAAGCAGUACUACAACCCGCUGCUCCACUUCACGGCUGUACUGGGUGUCAAGGAGGAUGGCACGUGGGUACCGUCCCACACACAUACCCGGUUUCUCGCCGGUUUCUUAUGGUGCGGGCGGAUUCUGAUGCUAGAGCACUUCUUUGAGGACGACCCGUACGACUCCGACGACUCGAAUUGCGACACGAGCUUUGCGGCUAUCGAUCGGUUCCAGAAGGGUCAUCGCGACUGGCUCGCAACCGGCUCGUAUACACCGUUCAGUGCUAUUAUCCAGUGGAUGACGUACGGGAGGGGCUACCGUAAUCAGGAAGGUGGGCAAGCGCGGGUGCUAUGGGACAGUAAUGGCAUGACGCUCAACUAUCUGGGCGACAAGAUCACCGUAAACAGCUUUCAACGGGCAGCACAGGCAUUCGUGCGAGAAGCGGAGGGCUGGCUCGACAAGCUUAUGGACGGACAAUGGAGUCAGAUCCGCGAAACAAUACGGCUACAGGACAUCGCCGAUAGCUUGGUGUUUGAGGGCCCAGGGCGGUCAUUUGCGACGAACCGGAAGAAUGCAUGGCCUGCCGGGUGCAGAGAAGUUAACGAGGCUGUUGGGCACGACGCUGUGGAAGAUCGUCGAUGCAGGGAACGGCGGUAG
Molecule: messenger RNA, 1902 nt
Organism: Fusarium poae
Lineage: Eukaryota; Fungi; Ascomycota; Sordariomycetes; Hypocreales; Nectriaceae
Exons: 1
Coding region: 1-1902 (633 amino acids)
Source: RefSeq, a predicted model, not a curated record